CUCACUUUCUCAAAUUCAUAAAAAAAAAAAACACAAACUUUGAAUAUUCCAAUAUUUUCUCAAAAAAUAAAAAAUUAAAAGUGAAUCAAGAAUGUCAUCAGCGAUUUGUCAGCUCUCAUGCUUCUCCUCCAUCAAUAGAAGAUUUCUAUUCUACACUCAUCUACAUCCUUGUUCUACUCUUCAUCGGAAGGUAGUGGUUGUGAGAAAUGAUGCUUGUGGCUCGGAUUUAUCCAAUUUAGAAAACAGGACCGCUUUAGGUUAUACUAGAGAUGCAUCACAAUCACAUAACGGAAGCUCAUCAAAUGCAAAUUUAAAGUCAGAAGAACUUGUUCCAGGAAAAGAAAUGAAUGGGUCAGUGCAAGCAAACUCCAUCAGUCAUUCAAAAAAUACAGCCAAAAUUCAUGAUUUCUGUUUUGGUAUUCCCUUUGGUGGUCUUGUUUUCACUGGGGGCAUUGUUGGUUUUAUUUUCUCAAGGAACCCUGUGACUUUAAGUAAUGGUGUUCUUUUUGGAUGUGCUUUACUGGGCUUCAGCACCAUUAGCUUGAGGGUCUGGAGACAAGGAAAAUCUAGCUUGCCAUUCAUACUGGGUCAAGCAGUGCUUGCCGCAGUCCUUCUAUGGAAAAACAUGCAGACUUUCUCUCUGACAAAGAAAGUAUUUCCCACUGGCUUUUAUGCCGCCAUCAGUGCUGCAAUGUUUUGCUUCUACUCUUACGUGGUAUUGUCUGGGGGGAAUCCACCACCCAAGAAGCUGAAGGUAUCUGCUGCUGGGACAUCUUGACGUGAAUCUAGAAAGAGAGCACCUUUUUAUUUGUCGGGGUAUUGGAGGUGGAUUACUUGAGGUUCUUUGAGGUUAUUGAUUACGGUUGUUUUCCUGACAAGUGUGUGCAAGUCUUUUUGUGCUGGAUAAGUACAAGAGGUAUCAAACUACUUUUGCAAAAAAAAUGCAAGAAAUCUAAGAGUGUGCUGACACCACGGAAGUCAAUAGAAACAUUUACAUUUCGAUCUAUGGGCAGGUACAUCUCUCCCGUCAAAGCAUCUUUGAUUCCUCUCUUUCCAUAAGACCCAUGAAAUACUGGCAGGGACGUUGGUCCAAAUUCUCUCUGAUCCUUGUGAGAUUACUUUAUGACCAAAUUGCAAGCAGUUUUUUCUUUAGUUUUGAGCAUCACCCUGUGUAUUACAAAGAUGUCUAGGAAGAGAGUUCUUAACUCUGAUGUUUUAUGGUAGUAUAGGAAAAGGUGCUCUGAAAACUCUUCAGAGUGUCCCUUACUUUCUCAAAAAUGAACAGAAGAAGAAUGAGUCAGUCCCGUUGCCUCAGUCUCCCUUGGGAAGAGAAGUGACGUUCAGCUUUGCCAUUUAGUAACUGCAGAAUCUAUCUGUAGAAACACAGAGAU
Molecule: messenger RNA, 1391 nt
Organism: Solanum dulcamara
Lineage: Eukaryota; Viridiplantae; Streptophyta; Magnoliopsida; Solanales; Solanaceae
Product: protein FATTY ACID EXPORT 1, chloroplastic-like
Exons: 7
Coding region: 92-778 (228 amino acids)
Cellular component (GO): membrane
Source: RefSeq, a predicted model, not a curated record